Molecule: messenger RNA, 609 nt
Organism: Aspergillus heteromorphus CBS 117.55
Lineage: Eukaryota; Fungi; Ascomycota; Eurotiomycetes; Eurotiales; Aspergillaceae
Exons: 1
Source: RefSeq, a predicted model, not a curated record
GUUCGAACACAUGGGGUCCAGCUGAAAGUUACACGCUUACGGGCCGGGCGACCGCCAACUUUACUUCGAUUUUACUAGCAGGUAAUGCAGCCAACCCGCCGCUGACACCCACUCAGUGACCACACAAGCAAAGUCAAGCACAUCGUUCCAAGAUAAAAUGUGGUCGUCAAACCACUAAGGUCAACAAGAGCUCGAGGGCAAGCGAACCCCCCACCAUGACUAGCAGACCCAACUUUUCAGCCUUGGUUGGAGUGGUGGCUUUUUUUUUCCUUGCUUUUCUUCGACGCCUUCCUUUUUUUCUUCAAGAAUUCCGUUUCGCCCGAGAGUUUCUUAUUGGCAAGAAGGACGGUUAUCUCGCGACCACGGGAAUCGUAAAUGGAAGAAGUCGGGCUAGAUAAAUGAUCGACACAUAAUGUGGUCGGCCUUCCAGCCUUCCGUGCUGGAGGCUGGGUACUUGGCUACUUUCUUGUGGAUACCAUUAUGAUUAUGUGCUUAGGUAGAGCCUUAGUGGGCAGCUACCACAGUGUAUCUAGUCUGUAUCUGCUUCAUGUCCAUGACUCCGUUUACGCUCAUCGCUAAGGUAGGUAGGUAGGUAGGUAGUUAGCAUGC